This is a messenger RNA of Pyricularia oryzae 70-15, 3387 nucleotides long. Its product is annotated as pH-response regulator protein palC. The record is from RefSeq and is a predicted model, not a curated record. Gene Ontology annotation, biological process: cellular response to pH. Bases 590 to 2113 code for a protein of 507 amino acids. Gene Ontology annotation, cellular component: plasma membrane. The transcript is spliced from 2 exons. Lineage: Eukaryota; Fungi; Ascomycota; Sordariomycetes; Magnaporthales; Pyriculariaceae.
GGUUUGCAUUUGAGAUUCACAACACGCCGUCACUCAAAGUCGAUGCGGCUACAAAGCGACCAUAAGCGAGCACCUAACUCAGAUAAACCUGCAUUGGUAACUUAGGUACCUUGCCUUACAUACGUCUGAGGCAUUUCAACAAGCCCACCGUUGUACAUGGGCCCUGCAGCAAACAAGUCCGCCAGCUAGCAAAAUCGUCAAUCGAGCUAUACAAAACCGCGCACCAUUUCGCUCCUUUUCAGUUUCUCUGAGCUUAGGUACUGUCUUUUUGAAGCUCCGUGACGCUGCCAAGUUCUCCACGUCGCACUACAGUGCAGCUCCGGGUGAGCCAAGUAGCUCUCGGAAACUGUGAAAUUUUGUCACAGUCCAUCCCAGUGUAAAAUUGAGUUUUCCCUUGUAACCAAUCCGUCAGCGUUCGCAUUUACAUGAGACGAAAACAUUCCUACUACAUUACGUACAUACACACACUUACACUUACCAGCGGUAACAACUCCCCACAUUUCGUCCAUGUCGUACCAAAAAGGUAUAUUACCUUACCUAGGUGCCUAGGUAGACAUAUCCGUUUCUUUUUUCACUCUUUUCGCACACAAUGCCCUACCCCUUCGUCCUCCCAACGACCUCUGCCUUCUCCUUCUCCACAAGCUUUAGCUGCGAGAGCCAUCCGUCGUUACCCCUCAACGCGAGCACGUACCGCGGGGUCGUGCGCGACACGCUCAAGAAGCACAAGCGCCUGCCGCCCUCGUCGCAGUCCUCGAGCCUGUCUCUUGUCGUCGCCAGCAUCAACGACUACCUGCGCUACCUGCUCGCUGUGGAUGCUGGAAUCGCCCACCGCUCCCCGCACGGUGGUCAUGGCGAGCAGAUAGAUGUCGUUUUGCGCUCCGCUCCGGCCAUCGAGUGGCGCCCGUUCCUCUCCGACUCGGCCGUCCCAGGAAAGGAGCCGCCAAGGGUGAGGAUACAGUCGCUCGAGCAUGAACUUUUUUUCACCUUGAGCACCCUGGCCAGCGCGCUGUCGCUUCAAGCCAGGGCCGCCCUGCAGCCGCUGUAUGUAGUGUCUGUGGCCGUACCGGGCCCUGAGCAGCGCCUUGCCGCCAUCACUGGCGCCACCAAGCUGUUGCUGGAUGCGGCUUCCAUCUAUGACUACCUAAGUACCCGCUCCACUUCGCUGUCGGGGCCGGCCCCGUGUGCCGACAUCAGCCCCGCCACCGUCUCGGCCCAACGCUCUCUUGCACUCGCCGAGGCAACCCUGCUUGCUGUCUUCAAGGAUGACCCGUAUCCUACUGUCGUCGCGCAGGACCGCAACAACUUGGACAAGGAUUGGAUGUUCAAAGCGCCCGAGAUACCAAAGGUGCGCGCCCAUCUGUUUGCGAGGCUUUGCUUGGCCGCGUCAGAACACGCCGCACAGGCCUCCUCGCUCUGCCAGGCACAGUCCUCCAGCGGAGGAUCGGCCAGCGGUAACGGGGGCGGCAAGAUGGUGGGGUUGAUGCGAAACGCCACGGCACGGGGCCUCGACGGCAACUUUAUCCGAUACAUUGAGAACCUGAGGCGGACGGCGCGGGCGAAAGCCUGCCGUUUCUUUGCCAUAGAUGCCGAGCUUGGCGGUCAGACGGGCAACGCGAUUGGUUGGCUGCGCGCUGGCCUGCAGGAGCUCGGUGUUGAGCAGCGGGAGGCGACCAAGAAGAGCGGAGGGCUCAGCCUCAGUCGGUUCACCAAGGAAUGGAGCGAGAAGCGGGAGGACCGCAAGGUGGAGAAGGGUGCCAGAUGGGGUGCGGAUGCUGGAAAAACGGAGGAGGUGCGGGUGAUUGAAAUGCUGGAUGCCAAAUGGUCUAAGCAAAAUGAUACCAUGAACAUACAAGCCGUCCCAACACCAGCAACGUUGUUGGCACAGAUGCCUUCUGGCAGGGACAUGCAUACAGUCAAGCCAUACGAGCCACCAUCCCUUGAUCCUGUUGUUCUAGAGUCCAUGCGCGCCCCGCCAGAAGGAUCCGACGAUUUUGAAAAUGCGUCCGAUUCUGAAGAUGAGGGUAAAGAUAAUAACAGUCGUGGUCCUGUUGGCGCGUUUCCAGGGACGAGAAACGAGUACGGGAGGACAAAUAGCAGUAACUCAUAUUACUAGCGCAAGUCUAACGAAGCGAAAUUUCAUCGCGUUGGCAAGGAGCAGAGAAUAAUAGACCCAAAGUGGUUUGGUUCAGGUGUUUCUAUGAUCUAGCUGGGCGCUCCCUCCUGCCUCUUAUGAGAUGACAAGGUGUUCGAUAGAUAUCCUCGCAACUUCGAGAAUCCGUUCGCAGUUGUGUUUGUCUCCGGGGACCGUAGGUUGGUGAGCGUGCAUCUGGGGAUAUAACAUUUUCCCGGAUGCCCAAAGCUCACUGGUACCAAUGUUCAUGUUAGCAGUGGACAUGGCUUUGACGGCAAAAGGGAAGAUUUGACCAAGGGCCCCCGUUUCACGCAAAUUCAAUCGAGGAGCCACAAGGAACAUCACUUACUCCAUCAUUGCGUGUCGCAUCCUCUGUCUCUCCAACAGGUAGUCCACAAUAUCCCUCAACCCGACCUGGCGCCUGGCCAAGGUCUUCAUCGAGUCGUUGGCGGUCUGGUCUGCAAAUUUGUAACCGUAUACAUCAACCCUGAGCAGAGCUCGGACGGUGGUCCUCCACAUAAUGGGCGCCAACGUCUGUCUCUCCAGUGCGGCGACGUUGCUGCAGGCGUCGGUCCCCAGCCUGCCCCAGAGCCCUCCGUACUGCUCGAGCGAAAAGGGUAUCUCGAGACCCUGAGCCGUCGCUCUGGCCACCUCGGCAUCCACCAUUGCCAGGAUCCGGUGGUAGGCGUUGGCGAUGGAAGGGAGGAGCGCUCCCAGUAUCAGCAUGUUCUGGUACGACUGGACAGUGGGACGGAAGGUCGGGCUCGCGAGUGUGGGUGGGCUGCAGGACGGGCACUCGGUCACUCCAUAUGCAGUCUUUGCUGCGCUGCGGGCGCACGCCAUUGCCGGCCCGACUUCAGUUGGCAGGUUUUGAAGAGAAUCCAGUGCCAGGUACAGCUUUGUCAGGCAGCCGCAGGCUGGACCGGGAUUUGUGGCGAAAUGGCUUACGCAAGCGUUGGAUGCUUCUGCGUGAGUUGUGUCUGAUGGAGCGGAAGGUGUCGUAUUUGCCGUCGUUAGGUAUGGACCGGUUUCUGGGAUACCCAAAGUGUCAUACGUUGAGAAAGGCUUCAUAAUCUGCCCGUUGCUUGACUGCAAGUUUUGUGAUGCCGAACCGGACAGAAAUGCGUCCCCAAGAGACGAACCUGACAUUACCAAGGUAGAAUUGCUGCCACUGUCACUUGCAGUGGACAAACCUUCCCAAUAGCUCAAUGAAUUCAAGUCUGCCACGUUCAGGCUAGGGUCUACUGGUGUUCGCU